GCCGAGGGCUCGGCGCCGCUGCUGUGGGUGCCAGCGUCGGAGCCAGACCCUGCGCGGCACGUGGCGGAGCUCGGCCGCCCAGCCCUGCGGCCAGACCUGCCGCUCGAGGCCAUGCGGGCCGAGAUCGAGGCCGUGGCCGUGCCUACGGGCUCCGCGUGCUUGGGCAAGGACGAGCCGUUGUUCCGCGUCGGGGUGCUGCGCCAGGAG
Molecule: messenger RNA, 207 nt
Organism: Prorocentrum cordatum
Lineage: Eukaryota; Dinophyceae; Prorocentrales; Prorocentraceae
Source: the annotation of a GenBank genome assembly